GCCGCCGAGGCCCCGGGGCCGGAGCCGGGAGCACCGAGCCGGCAGCCGGGAGCCGAGCGCGCAGGGCCGGGGCCGGGGCCGAGCGGAGCGGAGAGGGAGCGCCCGAGCCCCCGAGCCCCCGAGCCCCCGAGCCCCCGAGCCCCCGAGCCCCCGAGCCCCCGAGCCCGCCAUGGAGCCCGACAGCAGCCCGCGGAAGAUCCAGUUCACGGUCCCGCUGCUGGAGCCGCACCUUGACCCCGAGGCGGCCGAGCAGAUUCGGAGGCGCCGCCCCACCCCUGCCACCCUAGUGCUGACCAGUGACCAGUCCUCCCCAGCCUUCAGGUUGCUCCAGCAACUGCCAUCCCCCCAGCCCCCCGGGGCAGUGACAGCUGUGAGGGGAGGGACGGCGGCCGUCAGCCAGCCUGCAGCCCUCCGGGAAGGGGAAGGUCGGGAGCACUCGGAGCAGCUGGCGUGGUCACCAGUGCACCCCGUGAGGUCUGAGGGGGACAUGGUCUCGGGGAGCCUGACGGGACGGCGGGAGGCAGGUGCUGCUGCUAAGGUAGAUGAAGACCGGAUCCCCAACCCGCUCCUCAAGUCCACUCUGUCCAUGUCUCCACGGCAACGGAAGAAGGUGACAAGGACCACACCCACGAUGAAAGAGCUCCAGAUGAUGGUGGAGCAUCACCUGGGGCAACAGCAGCAGGGAGACGAGCCUGAGGGAGCCGCGGGGAGCUCGGGGCCCCGGGAGCCCUGCCCGCCUGGGAUCCCAGACACGGAGGCGGCCUGCAGGCCGGGCGCGGGGAAGGCAGCAGGGCCUGCAGAACCCACGCGCGAAGCUCAGGAGAGGGGCAGGGAGAAGCCCGGCAGCGAGGAACCCACGGCCCAUAUACCACCACCGGCCUCCCUGGGAGCCAAGCCGCAGGUGUGACUCGGAAGGAGGCAUCCUGCCAUCGGCACUGCGGCUGGGAACGCACAGACACUGGAUCUCUUUCUUAUUCACUUUUGGGGAAAAAAACAAAAACAAAAAAAAACAAAAAAAAAACCUCUUGUUUUUAAAAAGUGAUAAAUUUGGUGUUAGGUC
This is a messenger RNA of Nyctereutes procyonoides (raccoon dog), 1060 nucleotides long. RefSeq names its product protein phosphatase 1 regulatory inhibitor subunit 1A (gene PPP1R1A). NCBI's taxonomy places the organism in Eukaryota, Metazoa, Chordata, Mammalia, Carnivora, Canidae. The record is from RefSeq and is a predicted model, not a curated record. The coding region runs from base 170 to 907 and encodes 245 amino acids. Gene Ontology annotation, molecular function: protein phosphatase inhibitor activity. The transcript has 8 exons. Gene Ontology annotation, biological process: intracellular signal transduction. Gene Ontology annotation, cellular component: cytoplasm.